CGUCCGGGACCGAUUGUGUGCGCGUGCGUGCGCCGACCGCCGAGCGCCGUUUCAUUCUCUUCUGCCAGAGACGCGCAUUUCUUUUAUCGCCGGUAGACCUUGAAUCAGCUCCAGAGAGUCUGGCUCCGGAUAGAGCUUCAGUCUGCUGGCUUUUAUUUCACAAGUUGUCGGCUUUCGUCAAUUCACAGUUCCGACAGUUCCGUCUGGACAAAAAAACGGCGGUACCGACUGGGCGUUGCUGGAGGAAAAGCGCUUAAGAUUCGGUCAGUUGUCGCUGUCUGAUAGCAGUAAACUCUGACUAGUGGACUGAGUCCUGGGUUCCUGAUUCCUCUUCUCCUGAGACGGCCUACCAGGACUAGGACAAGAUGAAACCGGAUGGUGUUGACACGACAACAAUGGAGCCAAUGGAGGCAUUAAACGCAGGUCCUGUGAUUGAGGUGGCGCAAGUGGGUGAAGCUCAAGACCAGUGUUUGCCUGGCAUGCAAACAGAAGGUGAAACACAGCCAACAGAGGCACUUUUAGCAACCAACAAGACUGAAAAGGACAAGCCUGCAGACCCCAAAGCAAAGACAAAGGCUCCUGUCAAAACAAAGGCACCCACUGCUGGAACCAAGGCAUCCUCAACCAGCUCCCGUCCCACCACUGGCCAAAGCCGCUUGACAAAUGGAACGCAGAAGCCACAAACUAAUGGUGUCACCAAAAAGACCACCACAGGAGCCCUGGAGAAGAGCUCCUCAACCACUGCUGCCUCUAAAAAAACUAGUAGUACUGCACCCACAACCAAGACCCCUACCAAGGUGGCUGAGAAAAAGCCAGUGGGGAUGGCAAGACCUCCGAGUGCUUCAACUAAUGGAGUAAAGACAACAGGGACAGCACAACCAAUCAAGAAACCCCCUGCUGCACCAGCUAAUGAUCUGAAAUCCAAACCAAAAGCUAUAGCUCCAAGACCCGCCUCGGCAUCCACCACCAAGCCCAGCACCACUGGUUCUCCCAAACCUGUCUCCAAGACAACCAGGCCUGCUGGAUCUGCUCCCACUGCCCGGUCUUCCCCUGCCACUCCAAAGCCGGCGACACCCACAGCUGCUGCUAAGACAACUACAUCAGCAUCCAGGCCAACUACUGCUACACCCAAGACACCAUCCACCACUGCUAAACCCUCUUCUGCUAAAACUACAGCGCCCCCUGCUGGGCGCACACCCACUCUGCCCCCUAAGACCACAACACCUGUCAAGAAAGAUGUCAGCAAGCAGCCAUCUACCCCAGCGGCUAAGAAGCCCUCUGCCUCUCCACUCACCCGGCCAGCACCAUCCAAGACCACCAAACCCGAUACCCCCAAGUCAGCCACCCCUGCCAAGCCAGAAUCGGCCUCCAAGAAACCUACAACCUACAGCAAAGUGGCAGAUGCUAAGACUAGUAAACCCAAGGAGAGCAAGGCUACACCUUCUAAGGAGGUCAGCGCAAGCACCAAGACCACAGGCAGCAAGCCCAGUGCUAAAGCAAGCAGUCCAAAGAAGGCAGUUGGCAGCAGCACUCCAAUGCCAGUGAAGCGUGGCCCUAAAGCUACCCAGCCUGCAGAUGCUGCAGCCACAGAUGGUGAGAAGGAUGAUGCGGUACCCACUGUGGCUGUAGCUGCAGCCGCUACUGUAGCUGCUGCUGUUGCUUCCAUGGCAAACACUGAGGAAACACCAGAAGACUCAGCUACACCUGUUCUUCCUGCUUCCUCUGAGGAGUCACCUGAGGACUUGCUUAAACCUGUCAUUCCUGCUGUCUCUGAGGUUAAAUCUAAAGACUCGUUUACAUCUCAUAUUCCUCCUGCCUCCAAGGAGACAUUUGAAGAAACCGUUCCACCUGUCAUUCCUCCUGCCUCAGAGGAUGUAUCAGAAGACAAAGUUACACCGGUCAUUCUGUCUACCUUUGAUAAGGCACCUGAAGAAAAAGUUACAUAUCUCAUUUCUCCUACCUUUGACGAGACACCUGAAAUUACACCUGUCAUUCCUCCUGCCUUUGAAGAGGCACCUGCAGAUAAAGUUCCACCUGUCAUUCCUCCUGCCUCAGAGGAUGUAUCAGAAGACAAAGUUACACCGGUCAUUCUGUCUACCUUUGAUAAGGCACCUGAAGAAAAAGUUACAUCUCUCAUUUCUCCUACCUUUGACGAGACACCUGAAGUUACACCUGUCAUUCCUCCUGCCUUUGAAGAGGCACCUGCAGAAAAAGUUGCACCUGUCAUUCCUCCUACAUUUGAAGAGGCACCUGCAGAUAAAGUUGCUCCUGUCAUUCCUCCUACCUUUGAGGAGGCACCUGCAGAUAAAGUUGCACCUGUCAUUCCUCCUACCUUUGAGGAGGCACCUGCAGAUAAAGUUGCACCUGUCAUUCCUCCUACCUUUGAGGAGGCACCUGCAGAUAAAGUUGCACCUGUCAUUCCUCCUACCUUUGAGGAGGCACCUGCAGAUAAAGUUGCACCUGUCAUUCCUCCUACCUUUGAGGAGGCACCUGCAGAUAAAUUUGCACCUGUCAUUCCUCCUACCUUUGAGGAGGCACCAGCAGAUAAAGUUGCAUCUGUCAUUCCUCCUACAUUUGAAGAGGCACCUGCAGAUAAAGUCGCUCCUGUCAUUCCUCCUACCUUUGGGGAGGCACCUGCAGAUAAAGUUGCACCUGUCAUUCCUCCUACCUUUGAGGAGGCACCUGCAGAUAAAGUUGCACCUGUCAUUCCUCCUACCUUUGAGGAGGCACCUGCAGAUAAAUUUGCACCUUUCAAUCCUCCUACCUUUGAGGAAGCACCUGAAGAAACAGUUAUACCUGUAAUUUCUCCUACCUCUGAGCAUGCACCUGAAGACACAGUUGCACCUGAAAUUCUGCCUACCUUUGAUAAGGCAUCUGAAGAAACAAUUACAUCUGUCAAUUCUCCUAAAUUUGAUGAGAUACCUAAAGUUACACCUGCCAUUCCUCCUACAUUUGAUGAGGCACCCGAAGAAUCAGUUACACCUGUCAUUUCUCCUACCUCUGAGGAGGUGGAACUCAUCUAUCCCCAAGACCCCCAGAGCAUGGACUUUUAUAAAGAUGACAGUGCCAUGUCCCAGCUGGCCGCUCAAGUUGACCUGGUCAGCCUGGAGGAACCAGUGCCUACUGUGUCUCCCCUGGGCACCACAGUAUUGUCCCCUCCAUCCUCUCCCACCAGACCAAUGUCCAUGCCAACUGAGCUCCAGAGCUCAGCUCCCUUUCUGGGCUUGCAGGGUCCAGCUGAACCCUGGGCUCAGAGCACGUCACUGUUCCCCAGCACUGUUACCCCAGAGAGCCAGGAGCAGGAUGAAGAAAUAGUGCAUGAUGAUAUACAGAUGUCCUCCUCUGCAGCAGAGAAUCUGAUUGGAGACUUUGAUCUGCUAAGCUCUACUAGUGCAGAUCACUUCAGAAGUACAGCUCCUGUCUCCACCUGUCAGGAGAGAGAGGAGGCAGUGGAGAAAGCCGAAGAAGAAAUUAAUGAAGACAUUCAUGAUGAUGAAGAGGUGGAGGAGGAAGAAGAGGUGGAGGAAGAAGAAGAGGAGGAGGUAGAAGAAGAGGAGGAGAAAGACGAAGUAAGGGAGGUUGACAUAGAGCAAGCGAUGCCCCAAAAAGAAAUGGAGGAUGAUUUUAAAAAAGGAGUGGCAGAUUUUGGCAGCUCUGAUUGGGGUAUGAUGCAAUCAGAUGACAUACACAGUGGUUACAAACUUGAUGCAGAAGUGACAUCUCCCUUCAGUGCAGAAAACACUUGCAGUGCUAAAGGUGACCUCUUCAUGAGCGAAGAAGAAAGGGAACAGCCAUUCACAGGGCCUCCUGGAAUCCAGUCUUUCAGCGAAGAGGAGGAUGAGGAAGAGGAUGAGGAUAAAGAAGAAGAGCAUGAGAAGGAAGACAUGGAUGCGGGGUCAGAACAAGAUGAGCAUCACACACAUCAAAAAGAAUUAGAGGCGAUGGAAGAAGAUGUGGAGAUGGUCAGUGGAGGCAUGGCUGAGAGUGGACUUGGGGUUUGUGGAAAUGAUGGUGAUGGUGUUGAUGAUGACAAUGAUGGUGGUGAUAAUUACACAGAGGAGGGGCAUCUGGAUCUGGACAACAUGGGCCACACUGCACCAGCACCAUCUAUGCCCAUCACAGAAGUCUGGAGUCAUUCCAAUCCAUUCUCUGAUCCCUGGGCACAGCCCACUUCCAUUCUGUCUGAAUCAAGCUUGUUGGUCAUGAGAACUACAGAUUCGGAAACCCACACCAAAUUUGCCACUUAUCCCGACACAACCACCAACUUUUCAGCUGAUCCAGACACCCCCCCUAAAUCUCCAGCUGGGGCCUUUCUGGAAAUGAGUCCACCCCUGAUCCAGACUUCAGAACCUCAACAUGACAUCCAAGAGGAGACAGACAGCUCAGUCCCAGCAGAGUCAGGCAUCUUGGCAGCACCUGCCAUCAGAAUGUCCCAAUCCAGCACUCUAAGUGGGACAGCCCUGGCUGCCCACAGCAGCAGUGAGACCAGCACACCAGAGGAGCUUCAAGAUUACGAUAGCAGUUCAGGUGUAGAGUCCCGAUCAGACAUACAGCAGACACCAGUCCCUACCAUGCAGACAGAUAUGGAGCAGGACCUUGGUAUCCAUCUGGAGCGUGGCGAUGGGGAGGAGGAAGAGGCAGAAACACUGCCUGCGGAUGAGGUGCUGGGUGAUGCUGCAACAGCACCAGCCUCUGUUCCAUCCUCACCCUCAACUUCUGGUGAUGAGGCCAGUGAUACAGAGGGUGAGAUGCAGAUCAAUGACCCUGAUGUUGUGGCUGAAGAGAGCACUUCUGUCUCCCACAACCUUGCUGCCCUGGAGGAAGAUGAGGAGGCCCCUGAGCACAUUGGAGAGGAAGAUGGCGAUACUCCUCAGUCGGCCAACUCUGUGGCCUCCUAUGGUUUCGACUGCUCUGCAUCUAACUCCAAUGCCCACUCCACAGCUGAGAGCUGUGGGAAGAGUCCAGGUAUCUUUAGCCUGGAAAAUGAGGAGCAGCUUCCAGAAGAGGCCAAGAAUCCCUUUUUCAUCAAGGAGCUCACACUGCCAGCAGCUUCUGCCUACAGCGACGAGUUGUUGGGCUGCCCAGUGGAUUUGCUGCCUAUCAGUGAGCCCAAAGAGAGUGAUGCUGGCUUUGACGAGCACAACAUGUUGUGCAGGAAGACAGAUCCAAGUGCUAUGGAGGAGGUGGAUCCUGAGUCCCCCAUGCAUCUCUCACCCCAACAUGGGGACCAUUUAGAUGGCCAACCACCCUAUUACUCUGCUAUAUGUGAUAAGACUGAUAACUUUCUGGCAGGUAACGUAUGAAGUCCCUCCUUUGGAAUGCACCUUGUCUACCCUAAACCCCAUGCCCACCACCCUUUGUUCUACAUUUCUUCCAAAUGUGGGGUUAGCAGGAAGAAAUGAAUAGUAAUAAGUAACAGAAGGGGGAAGAGAAAAGGGGAGCUGUCAUGUGAGGGAUUAUAGCUUUGUCUGAGCUGCUCUCUGUUCUUCUAUUACCAUCGUCAUGGUUAUGAUUGUAUGGCUUAAAAUUAUGUAUGUACAGUAGCUAUUCUCAUUUUCCAGUAGAAUGUACUUUUUAAAUAACACUGCAUUUCAUAGCAUCCCUGAACCUGCAAUGUUAGAAAAAGUUAAGAUUAAGUCCUUUAAUGAAAGGAGAGAAAAAAGAGUGAAGAAAAAAAGAAACACAUGGGAUGGACUCAACCUAUCUUUGUAUUUAUCCUACUGUUUUUACCGAUCAAAUGUCAAUUUUUUAUACUUUUUUUUUCUUGUUUUUUGUUUGAUUUGUUGUCAAGAUCCCUGUCUUACCUAAAUGUUUGUACACACAUCAGUUUUCCUGCACUGUAAAGCUAGCUUUAUUGUCAUUUUAAACUUGUUCCAGUGUCCAGCCCUAGCCUUUUUAGCAUUAAAUACAGGUUAGAUAUUCUACAGAAGCUUUUCUCUCAAGUGUUUGACAUAGGGAGGUGAAUGAGUGUUAGAUGGCAAGUCAUACUUCAUUUUUUUGCUGUGUUUUAGUUUUGAGCUAACUUUCAAGAACUGCUGAACAUUUUUGUGAAGGGUAACAUAGAUUCUCAUUGGCACGUAACUUAACUGUUUUAAAGUACUGGGCUCAGAUUGAUCUGGAUUCUUUCAUUUACAGUAGUUGGACAUUUGUACUUCGGAACAGGCUAACCAUUUCUGUUUAUGGAAAUUGAAGAGUGUUUUCCUGCAUCUGUAAAUCUUAAAAUGAUGCUCACAGUUCAAUGUAUUGUCAGUAUUGGGACAUUUGAACAAGAAUUGGAACUGCAUGUGCAACUAAUUAAGAAACUGUUAUUAUCUUGAUAUGAUUCCAGACAUAUAAUAUUGGGACAUUAAUGAUUCUCAAUAACUUCAAGGUUCUUUCAAAAUUCCAUUAAACAUCAUUCAAGACUGUC
Myxocyprinus asiaticus (Chinese sucker) is the source of this 6409-nucleotide messenger RNA. RefSeq names its product nascent polypeptide-associated complex subunit alpha, muscle-specific form-like. NCBI's taxonomy places the organism in Eukaryota, Metazoa, Chordata, Actinopteri, Cypriniformes, Catostomidae. The transcript is spliced from 5 exons. The coding region runs from base 366 to 5303 and encodes 1645 amino acids. The record is from RefSeq and is a predicted model, not a curated record.